Molecule: messenger RNA, 1602 nt
Organism: Naegleria gruberi
Lineage: Eukaryota; Heterolobosea; Eutetramitea; Acrasida; Naegleriidae
Exons: 1
Coding region: 1-1602 (533 amino acids)
Source: RefSeq, a predicted model, not a curated record
AUGAGCAAGCCAACCAGAACACACAAAUUACCAAGCUACUUGGAAGAUUAUGUCGUUGGAGAAAUUGAUCUGAGAAGAAAUUAUUCCUCUCCAUCCAAAUCAAAAUCCAAAUCAUCUCCAGCCAAGACAUCAGUUAAAUCUCCUUCACCAUCAAAAACUACACGAUCAUCAUCAUCCUCAUUGAAACAAACAGCAAAAAUCUCCACAUCACAAUCCACACAGAAGAGAAUUAAACAAUCAACUAGUUCUACUAAACAAAAGAAGGAGCUCGUUAAAAAUUCUAUUAGAAAUCCAUCAUCAAGUGCCUCUUCAUCGAGUGUACAAACUGUUAAUCCAUACAAUGAUUUCUCCAAUCCAAAAUUUAAAGUUUUUACUUCGAUAUCUGAAGCCAGAGACAAAUUAAUUGAAAAAACACCUGGAAAUAAUAUUUUGAAAGGAUCAGAUGAUGCUUCUAAAUGGUCAAUCUCCUCAAUUGACUCUACAAAAACAUGGAAGGGUAUUUCAGUUUCUAAUAUCCUACAACAUUGUAAUUAUAUUCCUGGUAACAAUCACAAAUUAGAUACAACUGGUAGUGAAAGAGUUCCAUCUGUACAAAUUUGUUUCUCAUUUGAUACCACAAUUUCAAUGACAAAUUAUAUUAAUAAUAUGAAAUUCAAGUUACAAACUAUUUGUCAACAAUUAAUGAAUGAUAUUCGUGGUUUAGAAAUUGCUUUAAUUGCUCAUGGUGAUUAUGAAUCAUGUAAGGAUAGUGGAUCAUAUGUCAUGUCCAAGUUGGAUUUCACAACUGAUAUUGAACAAAUUGUUUCAUUUAUUCAAUCACUUGAUAAGACAAAUGGUCAUGAUUAUGCAGAACUUUAUGAAUGUGUUAUUAAGGAAGCUCAAUCUCUUUCUUGGGUUCCAAUUGAGAAUAGUUAUACAAUUCGUUCAUUAGUUGUAAUUGGUGAUGCAUUCCCUCAUUUACAAGAUGAAUGUUUCAAUAUUGAUUGGAAAGUUGAAGCACAGAAUUUAUUUGAUAAUAAUCAUGUUAAAAUUCAUGCAGUGAAAUGUGGUAAUUUAGAAAAACCAAGACAUGAAUUUUACAAAUUAGUUGCAGAAGAAACAGGUGGUACAUCAUACAAAUUAGAUAAUUUUGAAAAGACAAUUGAAAUGUUCUGUGGUUUAAUUUAUAGAGAAGCUACUGAACAUAAUAUGAAUGAUCCAACAAUGCAAGCUCAUAUUGAUGGAGCUGCUUCAGGUGAAAUUACAGUUGUUAAGCCAACUAUGAGAAUGGAAGAUGAAAAUGCAUCAACAUCGACGGCUCCACAAGAUUCAUCAUCAUUCUCUGAUGGUUACAUUGUAACAGAUGAUGACAUUUUAAAGAUUCACAAUACUAUUCAUGACCCAAAUCAAGAUCAUGUGAUUAUUAAUAAUUUAUCAUUUGCAACUCAAAUGAAUGACAGUUCAUGCAGAUAUAUCAGAGUAGAUGGCGUCGUCUAUAUUGAACAAAAUAAGGAAAAGAAGACCAAGUAUGCCAAAAUGGCUUUAGAAGGAAAGAAAUUAACUUGGAUUUGUCAUGCUGGUAAUUGGGGUCUUAUUAUUGAUGAUAAAAUUGAAAAACGAUAA